UUUCCCGUCUACUCAUAUACACCCUAGAUUCACUCCUAAAACCCUAAAUCGUGUAUAUACCUCAAUUACAACACUUCGGCUACAAACCAGAAAUCUAAACCCCUCUAAAUCCAGAGAUACCAAUCACAACACUUCGUAUUCCAUCUCACCCAGGUCCAAUGGCUGCUAACAAUGUUCCAGUGGGUUUGGACAAGGAACAGAUUUUUGGUAUGGCAGAGAAGGAGAUGGAGUACAGGGUUGAGUUAUUUAACAAGCUUACCCACACAUGCUUCAACAAGUGUGUUGAGAAGAAGUACAAGGAGUCUGAGCUAAAUAUGGGUGAAAACAGUUGCAUUGAUCGUUGUGUCUCAAAGUACUGGCAGGUGACUAAUCUAGUUGGCCAGCUGCUUGGUGCUGGUAGGCCUCCUAUGUAAGAUUUGGGCCUAGUCUACUAGGGACACACUCUUCAUUCGAUAAUUGCUUGGCUGGGAUUGGGGGAUGUGGGACUGUAAUUGUUCUCUUGUUAUGUCUCUUUUGUUGUUGGGGCAGUUUUUGAGAUAUGCUGAUGUUUUAUUUCCAUAAUAGAAUUGGAAAUUAGUCUUCUGUUUCCUGAAAUAAUUGUUAUUGUUUUUGACUGUCCUGUUGCACUUUAAAGUGUUUGGAUGCUGCUACUAUUUUGGCAGUAAUGUUAAGCAAAAGUAGUACCAAGAAUUAUUUCUAGCUUGUUAA
Messenger RNA from Rosa rugosa (rugosa rose), 708 nucleotides. Its product is annotated as mitochondrial import inner membrane translocase subunit TIM10. Gene Ontology annotation, cellular component: mitochondrial inner membrane. Gene Ontology annotation, biological process: protein insertion into mitochondrial inner membrane. The record is from RefSeq and is a predicted model, not a curated record. The coding region runs from base 159 to 413 and encodes 84 amino acids. NCBI's taxonomy places the organism in Eukaryota, Viridiplantae, Streptophyta, Magnoliopsida, Rosales, Rosaceae. The transcript is spliced from 6 exons.